Molecule: messenger RNA, 1143 nt
Organism: Lithohypha guttulata
Lineage: Eukaryota; Fungi; Ascomycota; Eurotiomycetes; Chaetothyriales; Trichomeriaceae
Exons: 4
Coding region: 1-1143 (380 amino acids)
Molecular function (GO): oxidoreductase activity, acting on the CH-OH group of donors, NAD or NADP as acceptor
Source: RefSeq, a predicted model, not a curated record
AUGACUGAAGCUACUCGACUCUCCAAUGCAUUGGUCACAGCAGCCAAAACGCCUAUCACACUGCUCCAAGCUACAGCUAAUGAGCCACUGAUUACCGGACCACUGCUAUACAUUCUCACUCGUGGAUCAGCAGAUAUCCGCCAGCGUCUACUCAAUCUACCAUAUGUUAGGAAACUCCUUGAACGCAAUGGCGGCGAACGACUGGCAUUAGCCAUCAAAACUCUGAAGGUGCUCUUUGUUCUCGGCGUCAUCAAACGGCUGAAUCAAGGACUCAAUCGAAUUGCACUGAAUGGCUGGCAACUUCCAGGAACGAACAACCGGGCACGUUGGGGUUGGGACGGGAGAACAGAGACUGUGGUCAUCACUGGCGGCUGUUCAGGCUUCGGAUAUGAGAUGGUGAAAGGGUUCGCAGGAAAGGCAAAAGUCAUCGUGAUUGAUGUCUCUGAAUUACCUGCUGAGUUUGAGAACCUGCCCGAAGUACAUUACUACAAGUGCGAUCUGACCGACACUGAAGCCGUUGUCUCUACCUGUGCAUCAAUCAAGAACAGAUUCGGCCAUCCGACCGUGCUGAUCAACAAUGCCGGAAUAGGCUCCGGCAAAACCAUCCUCGACACCCCCCACACCUUCACCGACGCAAUCUUCAAAGUCAACCUAAGCAGCCAUUUCGUCCUCAUCAAAGAAUUCCUCCCCGGCAUGCUCGAAAAACGCAAAGGCCACAUCGUCGGCAUCGCAUCCAUGGCCUCCUUCGUCUCCGCGCCCGGUCUCGUCGACUACUGCGUCACGAAAGCCGGUGUGCUCGCAUUGCAUGAAGGUCUGCGAAACGAGCUAUUGAUGAGGUAUGAGAACGGGAGUUGUGUGGCGAGUACGACGGUGCAUCCGAGCUGGCAUGCCACGGGGAUCGUUAAGCCUUGGGAGAAUAAGUUGAAGGAGCAUGGGAUUAGGCCGGAUCCGCCGAAGAAUGUGGCGGAUGCGGUGGUUGAGCAGGUACUCGCACACAGAUCAGGCCGCAUCUACAUGCCUCGCAGUGCAGAGAGCCAAGCUGGAACAAGACAACUACCACUUUGGCUGCAGGACUGGUUCCUGGGCGUGGUCAGCAUCAAUCCGUUCGCUAAGAGUAAGGGCUUCCAGUUCGAUAAUGCUUGA